Molecule: messenger RNA, 582 nt
Organism: Entamoeba dispar SAW760
Lineage: Eukaryota; Evosea; Mastigamoebida; Endamoebidae
Exons: 1
Coding region: 1-582 (193 amino acids)
Source: RefSeq, a predicted model, not a curated record
AUGAUUGUAGAAACUUUUAUUGAUGGGCGUUAUGAACAAUUUCAAAUAACUGAAAAAGUUGAGACAAUAGAUGAGAUUGCCCAGUUAAUUUCUUAUAGUAAAAGAAUUUCAAAAGAGACAAUAUGUUUUGUAUAUAAUGGAGAGAUUGUUGAUCCAUUACUUUCUUUAAAUGAUUUAUCACUUAAAGAUACAAGUAAACUUCGGUAUUUUAUUAGUCAUUCAACUUUAGAAAUUAAUGACAUUCAUCCUCAAGAAGGGUAUACAUCAGGUGGUACACAUGUCACAUUACAAGGGAAUUUCCCUGAGUCAAAUGGAAGGUAUAUUGUUCGAUUUGGGACUUUAGAAGUUGUUGGACAAUAUAUUAAUACCAAUACAAUUACUGCAAUUACACCACCACAUGCACCUGGGCCUGUUAGUGUUUUUAUUAAAUUAAAUCAAAACGGACGUUUUAUAGAAGGGAAGACUUUAUUUAGUUAUGUUAAUCAUGUAGUUGGUCCAAAAGAAAUUGAGGUUCAGUGCUUAGAUAAAAUGAGUCACCAAAUGACAUCACAACGAUUUGCAUCUGGUUCAAAUGGUCUUUAA